CCCUUCCUGUGACGCAAGAACAAUUUUAGCAAGUUUUUGAGUAAACGAAACUUUUGUUGGAAACAAAAACGGACCCAGUUAACAUCUGUACAUGCACGAUGUGCCCUUCAUUUAAAGAACUACUGAUACUUUGUAUAAUUGUCCCUGCUAUUGCAAUAGGGAUUCAGAUCUCCAAGCAACAAAAACAAGAUUUGGAUGAUGUAGGCGAUCCACUCCGGAUUCUAUUGGUUGGAAAAACAGGGGUGGGGAAAAGUGCAACAGGCAACACUAUCCUGCGACAGAAGUUUUUCAAAUCAGAGAUAUCAUCUUCCUCUGUGACUGGACAGUGUGAAAAGUUUCAUGCAAUAAUAAAUGGCAGAAAGUUAUCUGUCAUUGACUCUCCAGGUCUGUUUGACACCAGCCUAACUGUAGAUGAAGUGGUCAACAGAAUUAAACUCUGUAUCCCUCUCUCUGCUCCUGGUCCACACGUCUUCUUAGUUGUGAUUCAGCUCGGCAGAUUCACUGAUGAAGAAGCAAAAGCUGUAAGAAUCAUUCAAGCUGUUUUUGGUGAGGAAUCCUCCAAUUACAUCAUGACAUUGUUCACUCAUGGAGAUCGACUGGAGGGCAAAAACAUUCACACAUUUGUGCGGGAAAACCCAAAACUGCUCAGUUUCAUCAAAACAUGCAGUGGACGAUACCAUGUGUUCAAUAAUAAAGCACAAAACCCUGAACAGGUCAAUCAGUUGCUCGACCAGAUUGAUAAAAUGGUCACUGGGAAUGGUGGUCAAUACUACACCAGUGAGAUGCUUGAAAGGGUAGAGAGAGCGAUUGAGAAAGAGAAACAACGUCUCCUGAAGGAGAAUGAGGAGCAGAGACAGAGAGAGAUAGAAGCUCUGAGGACUCAACUUGAAGAUGAGGCCUAUGACAAAGCAUUAAAAAAGUUAAACAAUAAAUAUGAAGAGGAGGCAAGAAUCCAAGCAGAGACUGGGCUUCCAUACUUGAUCCACUUGGUCAGUUCUUUGAUUAAAUCAUUAAGCAAAUUCUUCUGGGAAAGUAAAACGAAACCUAGCUCAGUCACGUCUACUCGCACAACUAUCUGCACUAUGUGCUCUUCAUUUAAAACUGUGUAUGACAUUUCUCUAAGACCAUCAACAAUGACCUCAAAGUCUUGGAACUCUCCAACUUUCUCUACAAGAUUAUUGUUGCUUUGUGUAAUUGUUGCAGCUGUUUCAAUAGGACUUCAGUGGACAAGUGUCAUCUCAAUCAACAAAAAUAGCAUCUUUAAACAACAAAAACAGGAUUUGGAUGAUACAGGUGAGCCGCUCCGGAUUCUUUUGGUUGGAAAAACAGGCAACGGAAAAAGCACAACAGGCAACACUAUCCUGGGACAGAAGGUUUUUAAAUCAGAGAUAUCAUUUUCCUCUGUGACUGGACAAUGUGAAAAAUUUAAUGCAAUUAUAAACAGCAGAAAUGUAUCCGUCAUUGACUCUCCAGGUCUGUUUGACACCAGCCUAACUGUAGAUGAAGUGGUCAACAGAAUUAAACUCUGUAUCCCUCUCUCUGCUCCUGGUCCACACGUCUUCUUAGUUGUGAUUCAGCUCGGCAGAUUCACUGAUGAAGAAGCAGAAGCUGUAAGAAUCAUUCAAGCCGUUUUUGGUGAGGAAUCCUCCAAUUACAUAAUGACAUUGUUCACUCAUGGAGAUCGACUGGAGGGCAAAAACAUUCACACAUUUGUGCGGGACAACCCCAAACUGCUGAGUUUCAUUAAAACUUGCAGUGGACGAUACCAUGUGUUCAAUAAUAAAGAACAAAACCCUGAACAGGUCAAUCAGUUGCUCGACCAGAUUGAUAAAAUGGUCACUGGGAAUGGUGGUCAAUACUACACCAGUGAGAUGCUUGAAAGGGUAGAGAGAGCGAUUGAGAAAGAGAAACAACGUCUCCUGAAGGAGAAUGAGGAGCAGAGACAGAGAGAGAUAGAAGCUCUGAGGGCUCAACUUGAAGAUGAGGCCUAUGACAAAGCAUUAAAAAAGUUAAAUAAUAAUAAAUGACCAGCUGGCAAGAUACCAAGCUUAGAAUGAUCCAGACUUGAAAAUUCUUAUUUUGUCCAAGUCACAAUAAAAGCACAUCUAGAAAAUAUUUUUUGGCCUUCGUUUAAACCUAAGAAUAGGUAGCUUUUGACUUGAAGGUACUAUAUAAUUUCUGUCUACAACUGCUGUAUUAUACAGUUAUAAUAUGAAAAUGUACAUGUGUAGAUUAUGUACUUUUCUUUAACAUUCUUAGAACUUAUCAUCAUUCUUUAGAACUUAUCAUGUUGAACUAUGACUUAAUUAUUUAAUGUAUACCAGUGCUUUAAGUGGGCCGGUACGCACCUGUACUCA
Carassius auratus (goldfish) is the source of this 2357-nucleotide messenger RNA. RefSeq lists its product as uncharacterized. Gene Ontology annotation, molecular function: GTP binding. The coding region runs from base 99 to 2027 and encodes 642 amino acids. The transcript is spliced from 8 exons. The record is from RefSeq and is a predicted model, not a curated record. NCBI's taxonomy places the organism in Eukaryota, Metazoa, Chordata, Actinopteri, Cypriniformes, Cyprinidae.